AUGUCGUUCAUAACGCUUCUGGGUAUAUUGUACCUAUCGGUAUAUGGGUCGGCGAAACCUUUGAAGGGUGCCUUCGCCCCUCGGCAAGUUGAGUCUCCUACAGGUUCCCUAGACGCUGUCUCUACCGCUUGCGGAGACAUCAUUGUCGCUGUAAACAAUGACUAUACGCUACUCCGUGCAUCACUGGUGUACGAGUGCUUGCAGAGUAUUCCCUUCAACCCAGCUGUCGCAAUACGCUUUCUCGACUAUUACAACAUGACGUUGCAAUCUCAAUCUACACUGGGAUAUCUCAAAGCGUCGCCCGUGGGCUACCAACAACCACCAUUCGACGUAAACCAAGCCCUAGAAGAAAUCAAGCAGAACGUGGCUGGGGCUGUUUACAAGAAUCAAUACGAGUUUGAAACACAACUUCAGCUCCUGGUCCAUCAACUACGUGACACACAUGUCAUUCUCAAUGCGGGUGCUCUCUCGGCGUUCUCUUUUGUUGGCUCGUUUGGGCUUGAGUAUAAAGCGUCACCUGUGACCCAUAUCAACGGCAUUGACGUGAUCGAAUAUCUGGAAAGCUUUGCCGAACAGAACUCUCAAGGCUUCUUAGAACCAAAUGCCGACUGGAACGGAAUAAUGGACAGCCCUGCAAUGGAUAUUCAGGGGUUCUCGAGUAUAUUCCAAUCACCGAAGCUUUACCCUGGGAACGAAGCCUUUUCUGAUGCGCUCAAUUUCACCCUCAAAAACGGUACCGUCGUCGAAUCCGUCUGGUGGGCACUCUGCGUCGGUUGCAGAGAGACAAGACCUAUUACCACUGGCGGCGAUUUCUAUCAUUACUUUGUCCUAGGAUUCUUGCCAGACAGCUACCGUGAAGGCGAGCAGUGGUGGCCAACCAUGGAAGACGAAGUUGUCCCUCCAACCAACAACAGCGACGAUGGUUUCAACUUUACAGCGAUACUGGAAAGUUAUUGCACAGAUGGAGCUACAUCAAUCCAAAACUGGUGCAUGGACAGUUUUGGUGCAUACCCGAAUACCCCCAUGACCACCCAAGCUGAUCUCUCGGUCGUAGGAGGGGGCAUCGUAUCUAGCUAUAUGCUAGAUUACAAAUCCACUGCAGUCCUCAGCAUACCCUCCUUCUUUCAGGACGGUGACGAUUCAUCCGAUUUUCGGCAAGCGAUCCACGACUUCAUCGGUAAUGCGUCACAAAGCCAUGCUUCUCGUGUCAUCAUUGAUCUACAACAAAAUUACGGGGGCACUGUCUUCCUUGCCUACGAUACCUUCAGACAUCGUCAACGCAGUCACGAGCUGAGAAAUAUCCUUGGUGAAGCUUAUACAGAGUGGUGGGAUCAGUCAGGGCACAAUCAACCUGACAACUACUACUGGGCGUCGAACGAGUGGAUCGUUACCAAUCGGAUCAACGCCGCUAUUGGAAAAGACUUUGCGUCUCGGAGCGAGUUCUACGGCCCGGAAACCAGCAAUGGUGAUAACUUCUCAGACAGUCAACAAUACGAUUUGUCCGAUACGGAUUUUGAUUAUGCCGCAUUCGGAGACUAUCCAUUUGGAUACAACCCCGACGAUCCCAUCACCAACACUUCACCACCUUGGGCUCCUCAAGAAAUUGUCAUUCUUACUGACGGCCUCUGCUCCUCAGCAUGUGCUGUCUUUGUUGAGUUCAUGACCUACCAUGCCGGAGUCAAAACCAUUGUCGUUGGUGGUCAGCCUAAGUCCAGUCCUAUGCAAGCAGUCGGAAGCACUCGUGGCGCCGCCUCGUACUCUUCUGACGAUCUCGACUACGAUUUCGAUGCAGGGCUGCAGUAUCUACCAGUUGACAAGCCUGAGGUAGCUUCGCAACUGCCUAACCGAACGGAUACAGGGAUGUGGAUCAAUUACGCUGGUUUCACAAUCCGGAAUCAAGUGCGCGGCACAGAAUUAACGCCGCUGCAGUUCCAAUAUCAGGCUGCCGAUUGUCGUAUCUAUUACACGCUUGAGACGGUCUAUAACAUGACACAACCUUGGAGCUACACCGCUCGUGCAGCGUGGGACGACCCAACUCUUUGUGUCCAAGAUUCAACAGGAUAUCCAACGGCCCGUAACGAGACGUCUGCCAAACCACCUCCAUCAGCUACGCCAGCCGCACCCGCAGUUUACGAUUUCUCGCCAUCGCCAUCUGCCGACAACGCAACAUUUGAACUUCUCGACGGUCCUAGCAAUAGAAGAUCUGCUGGUGAGAUCACGCUCUGCAACAGCAAUUGCCAGUGUCGUGACAUGGAGGUGACAUGCUCCGGCCGAACGAAGAUUGUCUCUGCUUGUCUCCCAUCAUGCAUAACUGUUUCGAACGAUCCAGUCGGUGAUUGUAGAGGAAAGGGCUACUUUUGCUCUACGAUUGGGGUUCUGCAAUCGAAAUAUAACGACAAGGCUACCUCUAGGGGUACUAAUGUGGUGACAUACUACGGUGUCUAUAAGACAAAGGAUCAAAAAUUCUGCCUGGGUUAA
This is a messenger RNA of Alternaria burnsii, 2478 nucleotides long. RefSeq lists its product as uncharacterized. NCBI's taxonomy places the organism in Eukaryota, Fungi, Ascomycota, Dothideomycetes, Pleosporales, Pleosporaceae. Gene Ontology annotation, molecular function: serine-type peptidase activity. Gene Ontology annotation, biological process: proteolysis. Bases 1 to 2478 code for a protein of 825 amino acids. The transcript has 4 exons. The record is from RefSeq and is a predicted model, not a curated record.